UUCUUCCUUUAAAUGUACACUGCGAGAUCCAACUUGCAAGCCAGCUGUUUCUUACCGGCCCGUUUAAUCUCCCAGAGCCCGGCUUUGCUUCUUCCUUUAGCAGCUAUUUCUGUAGCGGAUCGGGCGAGGGAGAGCGCCGCUAUGAAUUUUAAUGCUUCCACCGGGGAAUCCCUCCCGCCUCCUCUUUUUUGGAUGAGAUCCUCGAGGAAAGACCCAGAACACAGCGAGGAGGAGGAGGAGAAGAGGAGGAGGAGAGGGAUGGCGUAGCCGCGGUAUCGGGGAAAGCGGGAAGGGGGAGCCGCCGGGAGAGGGGGGCCGGCAGCCGGCGGGGUGUAAUUAGGGAAGGUGGCGAGGACGACACCGAGGCGGGCAGAGGGGCGGGUGGGGAGCGCGGAGCCAUGGGGGAGGAAGGAGGAUGACUCGGGGCCUAUUUCGCUGCCAGACCCCGGCACGUCAGCAGCAGCAGCAGCAGCAGCAGCGGCGGCAGCCGGAGCUCCGCGGUCCCGCCGCCGCCGCCCGCGGACACAUGCGCCCGCCGGCAUCCCCCCGGGCCGGCCGCGACGGGGACGACGCCGAGGCGAUCCCGCUGCCCCUGGGUCCCGGCGAGAGGCAGAGCCCGCGGCCCGGGCGCUAGCCCGCCUCGCCAUCCGCACGCCGCGGCCCCAGAGGCCGGCCGGGACGGCGCUGGGCGGCGGGGGGCCCCCCCCUCCGGGUCGUGCGCUAGCCCGCCGCUCCAACGCCGGCCGCCCCAUGGAUAAGGCGGGCUCGCUGCACACCUCGGUGCCCACGCCGCCGCCCCGGCUCUACCUGCCGCGCAACUUCAGCUGCAGCGCUUGCCUCUAUGGCAGCCUGGCCGAGCAGUGCAAGGGGGGCUGCAGCCCCGACGGCGACGCCGCGCCCCCGCCCGUGGUGCGCGAAGCGGCGGGCGAGAAGCCGCCGCCGCCGCCCCGCGGCCGGGAGCCCUCGCUGCCCGCCGUGCCCCCCAGCCCCACGCAGCGCCGCCGCGCCAAGUCGCUGCCCACGCCCGGCGACCGCAGCCUGCGCCCGGCGCCGCAGCAGAGCCCGUCUCGCCGCAAGACGGUGCGGUUCGCCGACUCCCUCGGCCUGGAGCUCACCUCCGUGCGCCACUUCUGCGAGGCCGACCUGCCGCAGGUGCCGCUGCCCGCCCCGCCGCCGCCGCCGCGCACCGCCGACCUCUUCAAGACCAGGAAGCCGCCGGCGCUGGGCGACCUGGAGCCGGUGCUGUUCGGGCCGCCGCCGCCGCUGCUGGAGCCGCUCUUCCCGCCGCAGCCCGGCGCCAGCCCCGGCUUCGCGGAGCGGGUGCGGCGGCACAAGGUGAGGCUGGAGUGGGUGCGGGCCGAGCCGGCGGGGCUGCGCGGCGCCGUGCGCGUCCUCAACCUGGCCUACGAGAAGGCCGUGUCGGUGCGCUACACGCUCAACGCCUGGGCCAGCUGCGCCGAGGUGCCCGCCGCCUACCAGCCGGCCGGGCCGGCGGACGGCCUCACCGACCGCUUCGCCUUCCUCCUGCCCCUGGGCGCCGCCGCCGCCGAGGCCGCCCUGGAGUUCGCCGUCCGCUACCGCGUCGCCGGCGCCGAGUACUGGGACAACAACGAGGGCAAGAACUACCGGCUGCGGGGCCGGCAGCGCGUCCCGCCCGCCGCCGGUCCCCCGCAGGACCCCGACAGCACCGCCUGGAUCCACUUCAUCUGAUGAGGCGCGGGGCGGCGGCCGCCUCCUCCUGAGUGGGGGGGGGGGGGGAAGCCGCCGUCUCAGCGCCGAGGGGCAGCGCGGAGCCCCGCGGGGCCGGCGGGCCGGUCCUGCCCCCGCCGAGGGCUGAGGAGGGCCGCGGCGGGAGCCCGGAGGGCUCGGCACCCCUCCGGCCUCGCCGGCGGGUCCGCGGCCCAGCGCAGGCCUCGUUUCCAGCCGCCCCUCUGUUAAGCGGCCGGAAGCUAUUUUCCCGAAUGCUGUUUACAGGUGGAUAAUUUGUAUUUUCUGUGGCCCCGGCCAUGUCGAGGGGAAACCUCGCGGGCUGUCGGCGGGGAGGCCGGGGGCACGGCGUGCGGCCCACGCACGGUCUCUGCCUCGGUUCUCCCGCGGCUACCGGCAAAGCAGCUGCCCGGCCAGGCUCCGGAGCCAGGGGCCGCAGGAAUUUCCUAGUCAGGACCGGGACCCACAGGUGCAAAGACGUGCUCCCGGGUGCCGGAGGUCAGGACCAGCAGGGUCAGGGCUCUGGAAGCGCGGAGGGCAGUGUCAUAGGGCAGCCGUCCAGCCAUCCUGUUUGCCUAAUCCUGCUUAAGCAAAGCCCGGCUCCGGCGAGGUGCUGGAUCUGUGCUUGGAGCCUCGCUGACCCACUCGUGGUCAUUGCCCUGCGGGGUUAAGGGCCCGACAGGGCAGGGUUAAGGGACAGACUGCGGUUUUGAACCCAAAAAGGCAAGAGUACGGAUGCCCCCGGGUGUAGCUGUGUUUCAUCGCGCUGUAAAAGCAACCGAUCGGUUUAAAGCAAAGAUAUACUUAUUUUUUUAAUUUUGAACCCUGUUUCAUGUGUUUAAGCAUAUUCAGAGAAGAGAAAUAACGCCACAUACCAAUUGAAAUGCAACCCACUGAGAGAUUUUAAAAAGCAAGUGUUUCGUUUUCAGGUUCACGUGGCAUGUUGUAAAGGUGUGUCAGGAUCUGAUGUUUGUUUCAGUAGGAUUGGUCCCAUAAAGCUGCUUGUGUUCAGGUCAGCAGGAAAGUCGUGGAACUGCACCAAAGGAACUAGAGGUGGCAGGAGUUGAAUCCGUAAUUUUAGUCUGCAUCCCAAGCAACACUUUCAGUUGUAUUCCUGUUAACAGUUUAACUGAACUUCUUAUGCUGAGCUGUCUGUGCGGGAGCCUGCUUUCUGAAAAACAAAAUGCUCCAAAUUUUUCAUAAUUUCAGCAAGUGACAGAUUUCACAAAACUGGCUAAAUUUAGUCAGACAAAUUGAAGAAAGUCAUAUCUUGCCAUAUAAAAAUAUAUCAAUAAAAAUUACAGAGCAUGCUGACUUCUGCCUUCAAAGAUAGGUUUUAAAUUAUAUUAGCGGUAAACAUAGUAUUUUCCUUUUAAAACUUGCUUUUUCAGGAGUUCAGCUGAAUGCAAGUUGUGCCGGUGCCAAAUCUGGGUGCUAAUUUUCCAGGAUUUAGGCGUGUAUGUGUUUGCAGGAGAGGGACCUCUAGAAAUGCGACUUCCGAGAGUAGUAAAACUGAUGUCAGUGUGAUCUUCUGAUUAUGAAGGGCUGUAAGAUCAGGCCUUUAAUGUUUUGGAUCUUCUGUAGAUUGUUUAGGAACGAAAUGUGAUUUUUAACUGCGUUUUUGUGUUCCUCAAAAGAGUUAAGUGUCCCAAACGGCUUGAGUAAUGUUGAGUUCUCAUAGAACCUUUUGACUUUGGUGGGAAAUGAGAGUACUUUUGUCUCCUGAGGGUCUGGUUUAGUCAGAAUAAUUGAACUUAUAAAUUCGGGGGGGGGGGGGAGGUCUGUUAACUUGAAUGGGAAGAGUAUUUCAUUUAAUUUCUCCAGAUCACUGUUU
Messenger RNA from Harpia harpyja (harpy eagle), 3541 nucleotides. Its product is annotated as protein phosphatase 1 regulatory subunit 3E-like. Lineage: Eukaryota; Metazoa; Chordata; Aves; Accipitriformes; Accipitridae. The coding region runs from base 751 to 1710 and encodes 319 amino acids. Gene Ontology annotation, cellular component: protein phosphatase type 1 complex. Gene Ontology annotation, molecular function: glycogen binding; protein phosphatase 1 binding. The transcript has a single exon. The record is from RefSeq and is a predicted model, not a curated record. Gene Ontology annotation, biological process: regulation of glycogen biosynthetic process.